UGUAACAUGGCUGAAGCACAUCAGGCUGUGGGCUUCCACCUCUCGCUGACCUCGGAUGGGGCAGAAGUGGAUCUCAGUGCCCCCAUGUUGAAGGAGAUCUGUCUCUCUGGACUGCGCUCAUGGAAAAGGCGACUCUCCCGUUUCUGGAACGACAUUCUCACCGGUGUGUACCCUGCCAGCCCUCUCAGCUGGCUCUUUCUCUUCGGUGCAAUCCAGCUCGCCUGGUUCCUCCAGCUGGAUCCUUCCCUGGGACUCAUGGAUAAGAUCAAGGAGUUGCUGCCAGACUGGGGUGGGCAGCACCACGCGCUACGGGGGGCCCUGGCGGCUGCACUGUUUGCCUCCUGUCUGUGGGGAGCGCUGAUCUUCACACUCCACGUGGCCCUGAGAUUGCUUCUAUCCUACCAUGGCUGGCUCCUGGAGCCCUACGGCACCAUGUCCUCACCUACCAAGACCUGGCUGGCCCUGGUCCGCAUCUUCUCCGGCCGCCACCCGAUGCUCUUCAGUUACCAACACUCCCUGCCACGCCAGCCGGUGCCCUCCGUGCAAGAGACCGUGCGCAAGUACCUGGAGUCUGUUCGGCCGGUCCUCUCCGACGAGGACUUCAACUGGACUGCGGUACUAGCACACGAAUUCCUGAAGCUUCAGGCGUCCCUGCUGCAGUGGUACCUACAGCUCAAGUCCUGGUGGGCGUCCAAUUACGUCAGUGAUUGGUGGGAAGAAUUCGUGUACCUGCGUUCCCGAAAUUCCUUGAUGGUGAACAGCAACUACUAUUUGAUGGACUUCCUGUACGUCACACCCACUCCCCUGCAGGCUGCUCGCGCGGGGAAUGCGGUCCAUGCUCUGCUCCUGUACCGUCACCGCCUUUCCCGCCAGGAGAUCCUUCCAACUUUGCUGAUGGAGAUGCGUCCCCUGUGCUCUGCCCAGUAUGAGAAGAUAUUCAACACCACCCGUGUUCCAGGGGUCCAAAAAGACCACAUCCGCCACCUUUGUGACAGCCGACACGUGGCCGUCUUUCACCGGGGUCGAUUCUUCCGCGUGGGAACCCACUCCCGAAAUGGUCUACUCUCCCCGCGGGCCCUGGAACAACAGUUCCAGCGCAUCCUGGAUGACCCCUCCCCCGCCUGUCCCCACGAGGAGCACCUGGCUGCCUUGACCACAGCACCCAGGGGCACGUGGGCCCAGCUCCGGAGGUGGGUGAAGACUCAGGCUGAAGACGCCCUGGAGACGGUGGAAGGAGCCGCUUUCUUUGUGUCCCUGGACUCUGAGCCCGCAGGACUCACCAAGGAGGACCCCGCGGCUUCAUUGGACGCCUAUGCACAUGCCCUGCUGGCUGGCCAGGGUCAUGACCGCUGGUUUGACAAAUCCUUCACCUUAAUCGUCUUCUCCAAUGGGAAGCUGGGCCUCAGCGUGGAGCAUUCUUGGGCCGACUGUCCUAUCUCAGGACAUAUGUGGGAGUUCACUCUGGCCACAGAAUGUUUUCAGUUGGGCUACUCAGCAGACGGCCACUGCAAGGGACAUCCUGAUCCCACACUGCCCCAGCCCCAGCGGCUGUACUGGGACCUUCCAGACAAGAUCCAUCCAUGCAUCUCUCUAGCCCUCAGGGGAGCCAAGACCUUAUCUGGAAACAUCGACUGUCACGUGUUCCCCUUUUCCCAUUUUGGCAAAAGCUUCAUCAAACGUUGUCAUCUCUCUCCAGACAGCUUCAUCCAGAUGGCCUUGCAGCUGGCCCAUUUCCGGGACAGAGGUCAGUUCUGCCUGACUUAUGAGUCAGCCAUGACUCGCUUGUUUCUGGAAGGCCGGACGGAGACAGUGCGGUCUUGUACGAAGGAGGCCUGCAACUUUGUGAGAGCCAUGGAGGAUGACGAGAAGACAGAUGCUCAGUGCCUCGCCCUGUUCCGCCUGGCAGUGGACAAGCACCAGGGCCUGCUGAAGGCGGCGAUGAGCGGGCAGGGGGUCGACCGGCACCUCUUCUCAUUGUACAUCGUGUCCCGGUUCCUCCACCUGCAGUCGCCUUUCCUGGCCCAGGUUCACUCAGAGCAGUGGCAGCUGGCCACCAGCCAGAUCCCUGUUCAGCAAAUGCACUUGUUUGACAUCCACAAUUACCCUGACUAUGUUUGCUCUGGGGGUGGAUUUGGACCUGCUGACGACCAUGGUUACGGUAUUUCUUAUAUCUUCAUGGGGGACGAUAUGAUCACCUUCCACAUCUCCAGCAAAAAGUCAAGCUCAAAGACGGACUCCCACCGGCUGGGGCGACACAUUGAGGAUGGCUUGUUGGACGUGGCCUCCUUGUUCCAGGCUGGACAGGACCUUAGGUGCAGGCGCCGUGGGGUAGUUGAGAAGGACUCAGGACGCAAGUGCGGAGCCCUCUCCAGCCAGACGUAG
Molecule: messenger RNA, 2382 nt
Organism: Chrysochloris asiatica (Cape golden mole)
Lineage: Eukaryota; Metazoa; Chordata; Mammalia; Afrosoricida; Chrysochloridae
Gene: CPT1C
Product: carnitine palmitoyltransferase 1C
Exons: 18
Coding region: 7-2382 (791 amino acids)
Biological process (GO): carnitine metabolic process; fatty acid metabolic process
Cellular component (GO): mitochondrion
Molecular function (GO): carnitine O-palmitoyltransferase activity
Source: RefSeq, a predicted model, not a curated record